AUGGGACCACCCUGGAUCCCCUCCAGUGCCGAAAAUGUGAGCGGGAGGAAGAUUAAGGGGGUUGGCAGCAGGAAAGCCGCUUCAGACAGUGGUAAUGCCUUCGUAGUGAGCCUGGCUUUUGCAGACCUAGUGGUGGCCUUGUAUCCUUAUCCUUUAGUUCUGGUGGCUAUUUUCAAAAAUGGAUGGGCAAUGGGGGAAAUGCACUGCAAAGUGAGUGGUUUCAUGAUGGGCCUGAGCGUGAUUGGUUCUAUAUUCAACAUCACCGGGAUCGCUAUAAACCGUUAUUGCUACAUCUGCCAUAGCUUUGUCUAUGAAAAGCUGUUCAGCCUGUGGAAUACAAUACUUUAUGUCUGUUUAAUUUGGACCCUCACCGUAGUUGCAACUGUCCCAAACUUUUUUGUCGGCUCAUUAGAGUACGAUCCCCGGAUCUACUCAUGUACUUUUGUUCAAACUGUAAGCUCGUCCUACACGAUUACUGUAGUCGUCAUUCAUUUCAUUUUACCAAUCACUGUGGUGACUUUUUGUUACCUCCGGAUAUGGAUUUUGGUGAUUCAGGUGAGGAGGAAAGUCAAGUCUGAAUUCAAGCCAAGGAUGAAACAAAGCGAUUUCCGUAAUUUUCUUACCAUGUUCGUAGUAUUUGUUAUUUUUGCCUUUUGUUGGGCUCCUCUAAACUUCAUCGGCUUAGCAGUGUCCAUCAACCCUACAGAAGUAGCACCCAAAAUUCCAGAAUGGCUCUUCGUUGUUAGCUAUUUCAUGGCCUAUUUUAACAGUUGCCUUAAUGCCAUCAUAUAUGGACUACUUAAUCAGAAUUUUAGAAAAGAGUAUAAACGGAUCCUGAUGUCAUUGUGGACGCCGCGGCUUUUCUUUCAAGACAUCUCGAAAGGUGGAACUGAAUGUCCAAAGAGCAAGCCUUCUCCUGCUUUAAACAACAAUGACCAAGUGAAAACUGACACAGUUUGAAGGUUAAGUAAUAAAACAAAUCAUGUUGUAAGACUGAAUCAUCAACAUGAGAACUUGGACACAGAUGGAACCUCGGACACAGAUGGAGCAGGGUUUAACAAUGCAUCUGGAAUACGCAAUGUACACAACGUGCCAUUAAUUGCAGUGGGAACAACAUAUGCCAGAUGCUUCAAUUAACCCCGCUUUAUCUAUU
Molecule: messenger RNA, 1153 nt
Organism: Xenopus laevis (African clawed frog)
Lineage: Eukaryota; Metazoa; Chordata; Amphibia; Anura; Pipidae
Gene: mtnr1b.S
Product: melatonin receptor 1B S homeolog
Exons: 2
Coding region: 1-960 (319 amino acids)
Biological process (GO): G protein-coupled receptor signaling pathway
Cellular component (GO): plasma membrane; membrane
Molecular function (GO): melatonin receptor activity; G protein-coupled receptor activity
Source: RefSeq, a predicted model, not a curated record